AUGUCUUUUUCUUAACAUGGAAGGAACAUAAGCCAUUAUAUAUUCAAGAAAACAUUAUUUUAUGUUGCAAUGUACAAAACAGAGCAACAAUUUGCAGUAGUUAUGUUGAAUCUUCACUACAGUUUGUAUUUGAUGGUCUUCUUCAUUCACCUCACAGCUCAUCUUGCUAAAUCAGAACCGUUUAUUGGAAUAAACUACGGCCAAGUUGCCGAUAAUCUGCCGCCACCUGCUGCAGCAGCAAAGCUGUUGCAGUCCACCGCGAUCGAGAAGGUGCGUUUGUACGGUGCUGAUCCUGCCAUAAUCAGUGCAUUUGCCAACACUGGAAUAGGCCUCACAAUCGGGUCAGCAAAUGGAGACAUACCAGCCAUGGCAACCGAUCCAAAUUACGCGAAAAGUUGGCUUGAUAAUAAUGUGCUUCCCUACUAUCCAGCAAGCAACAUUAUUUUGAUUAAUGUUGGCAAUGAAGUGAUGAUCUCUGGGGACAAGAAUUUGAUGACUCUGCUGCUCCCUGCCAUGCAAAAUGUGCAAAAUGCCCUUAAUUCGGCUUCUUUAGGUGGAAAAAUUAAGGUCUCUACGGUCCAUUCUAUGAAUGUGUUGAAGCAAUCUGAGCCGCCCUCGUCUGGGAGAUUUGAUCCGGGCUUGGAGGAUUUUUUGAAGGGUUUGUUGAAGUUUAACAGUGAAAAUGGAUCCCCGUUUAUUGUUAAUCCAUAUCCUUUUUUCGCGUAUCAGAGUGAUCCUAGGCCUGAGACACUGGCGUUUUGCUUGUUUCAACCUAACUCAGGGCGGUUUGAUUCGGGCACCAAUAUAAAGUAUACCAACAUGUUUGAUGCUCAGGUGGAUGCUGUCCGGUCUGCACUGAACGCGAUGUCAUUUAAAGACGUCGAGAUUGUGAUUGCAGAGACGGGGUGGCCUUACAAAGGAGACGUUAACGAGGUAGGUCCAAGCAUUGAGAAUGCCAAGGCUUACAAUGGAAACUUAAUAGCUCACCUGCGGUCUAUGGUUGGAACUCCAUUGAUGCCAGGGAAAUCAGUUGAUACAUAUUUGUUUGCAUUGUUCGACGAAGACUUGAAACCGGGACCUUCCUCUGAACGAUCAUUCGGAAUUUAUAAACCCGAUCUUUCCAUGGUCUAUGACAUUGAACUCUCUAAGAGUAACCAGGCUCCAUCCGUGCCCAAAAACCCGGCCACCCCAUCUCCAACAAGAAAGCCAACAACUCCAACUCCAACUCCGACUCCGACUCUGACUCCGACUCCGAUUCCGUCAGGAGGCACGAAACAUGGUCCAUGGUGUGUACCUAAGACAGGGGUAUCACUUGCACAGCUACAAAGUAAUCUGGAUUAUGCUUGCGCAUUUGCAAUAGACUGCAGUCCUAUUCAACCGGGAGGAUCUUGUUUCGAACCGAACAUCGUGUCCUGUCACGCAGCCUAUGCGAUGAAUCUCCUUUACCAAAAUUCAGGAAGGAAUCCAUGGAACUGUGAUUUCUCACAAACAGCCAUGCUCACAUCAACUAAUCCUAGUUACGGUGGAUGCACUUAUCCUGGUGGGAGUACAUGAACUAGUCGAGAACUAUAUGCAUAAUUUUUCGGUGCUAUUUUUUUCUGAAAUACUGUAAUUCGGCUGAGAAAAACUAUAUGUUACUGUUUGCAAGAUCAAAGUAUGUGAAUUUUCAUCAUUUCCGCUGUUGUACUUUGUUUACAUGAAUAUAAAAAUUAUGCAUAUUUAUGCUUGCAAA
This is a messenger RNA of Daucus carota subsp. sativus, 1732 nucleotides long. Its product is annotated as glucan endo-1,3-beta-D-glucosidase. Gene Ontology annotation, molecular function: hydrolase activity, hydrolyzing O-glycosyl compounds. Gene Ontology annotation, biological process: carbohydrate metabolic process. The record is from RefSeq and is a predicted model, not a curated record. The coding region runs from base 70 to 1554 and encodes 494 amino acids. NCBI's taxonomy places the organism in Eukaryota, Viridiplantae, Streptophyta, Magnoliopsida, Apiales, Apiaceae. The transcript has 5 exons. Gene Ontology annotation, cellular component: plasma membrane.